Rhineura floridana is the source of this 4414-nucleotide messenger RNA. It is a transcript of the gene SLITRK2, whose product is annotated as SLIT and NTRK like family member 2. Gene Ontology annotation, biological process: positive regulation of synapse assembly; regulation of presynapse assembly; axonogenesis. The transcript is spliced from 2 exons. NCBI's taxonomy places the organism in Eukaryota, Metazoa, Chordata, Lepidosauria, Squamata, Rhineuridae. Gene Ontology annotation, cellular component: membrane; glutamatergic synapse. The coding region runs from base 693 to 3266 and encodes 857 amino acids. The record is from RefSeq and is a predicted model, not a curated record. Gene Ontology annotation, molecular function: protein binding.
CUCGGGACCCUUAAUUGGCUUGCAGUACCUGUCUCCUCCCGCUCCCGGAGGAGCGAUGGGGUGCGCACGACGAGGGUCUUCAAGAGGCGUGUAGGAGCGCCGGAGCAGGGAGACGUGCCGUCGUGUGCCAGCCCGGAAAAGCGGCCGCGACGAGAAGCCAGAGUUGAUGUUUCUUUUUUCCAAAGAGUCUCCGCCCCGCGUUUCCCCCAGCUGCCCCAGCAAUCCCACCCCCGCGCGUGACGUCAGCUCCCAGCUCGGUCCAAGGCGAGCCUGCCCAGAGGCUGCCCGUUCAAAGUGUUUGGGCAGCCGUCGGAGCCGGAGCAGGGCGAGAGGAGCCGGCGGCGCUGCCUACUCCCGGCGCCCACGCCUCGCCUCGCUUCCCCCCCUCCCCAGCCUUCCCUCGCGGCAGCUUCAGCCCGUGGGGUGGGCGGCUUUGCAAAGGUCCCGCCGAGCGGCUCUCGGAGGGAGAGAGAAGCGCGCGGGCGGCCGGGCGCGCGCCCCGAGGAGGCAGGAGGCUCCGGCUGGGGUCCUCUGGUCCUUCUCCGCGGCGCUCUUCUGCCUUCCUCGGGGGAGGAUGCCGCUGAAGUCGUCGUCUUGGUGGUGGCUGCGCGCAGAGGCGACGGAGGGCAGCCUCCGCUCCUCCUGAUGAGUUUGACAGUCCCUGCAGGAGUUGGGCUGGACGGGGCAUAAAGAUGCUGAAGGGUGCUUGGCUGCUCAGUGUCUUUACAGUGGCUGGGAUCUGGCCGACGGAGAGCCGCAAGCCUACCAAAGACAUUUGCAGCAAAAGCCGCUGCCCUUGCGAGGAGAAGGAGAACGUGUUAAACAUUAAUUGCGAAAACAAGGGAUUUACGACUGUCAGCCUCCUCGUGCCUCCGCCAUCCAAGAUCUGCCAGCUCUUCCUCAAUGGCAAUGCCUUCACCCGCCUCUACCCCAAUGAAUUUGUCAACUACUCCAAUGCGGUGACCCUGCACUUGGGCAACAACGACAUGCAGGAGAUCCGAGCUGGGGCGUUCGUAGGCCUUCGGACCCUUAAGAGGUUGCACCUCAACAAUAACAAGCUGGAGACCCUACGAGAGGACACUUUCCUAGGCUUGGAGAGCUUGGAGUACCUCCAGGCUGACUACAACUACAUCAGUGCCAUCGAGGCUGGAGCUUUCAGCAAGCUCAACAAACUGAAAGUGUUGAUCCUCAAUGACAAUCUCCUGUUGUCGCUCCCUAGCAAUGUGUUCCGUUUUGUCCUGCUCACUCAUUUGGACCUCAGAGGGAACAGGCUGAAGAUGAUGCCUUUUGCUGGGGUCCUGGAGCACAUUGGAGGCAUCAUGGAGAUCCAGCUGGAGGAGAAUCCGUGGAACUGUACCUGUGACCUUCUGCCUCUCAAGGCUUGGCUGGACACCAUCACAGUCUUCGUUGGGGAGAUAGUUUGUGAGACCCCUUUCAGGCUGCAUGGCAAAGAUGUCACGCAACUCACGAGGCAGGAUCUCUGCCCACGGAAAAGUGCAGGAGACUCUGGCCAGAAGGAGAAGCACCCUUCCCACUCUGACACACAUUUCCAGAGAUUCCCCCCAACUGCUAACUCUGCUGUAGGUGCCACCAGACCCCCCAAAUCCAGUCGCCCGCCCAAAACAAGGAACCGUCCAACCCCACGGGUCACAGUGUCUAAAGACAGACAGAUUUUUGGGCCUAUCAUGGUUUACCAGACUAAGUCCCCUGUGCCAUUCACUUGUCCAACCGUCUGUGUCUGCACCUCUCAAAGUGCCGACAAUGGGCUGAAUGUCAACUGCCAAGAGAAAAAAAUAGUCAACAUCUCUGAUCUCCACCCCAGACCCACCAGUCCAAAGAAACUCUAUCUCACAAGUAAUUACUUGCAAACUGUCUAUAAAACAGAUCUCUUGGAAUACAGCUCCUUGGAUUUGUUGCAUUUGGGAAACAACAGGAUUGCAGUGAUUCAGGAAGGUGCCUUCUCUAACCUCACUAGUUUACGGCGACUCUAUCUCAAUGGCAAUUAUCUUGAGAUCCUGCACCCUUCUAUGUUUGAAGGACUGCACAGCUUGCAGUACCUCUAUUUAGAGUAUAAUGUGAUUAAGGAUAUCAUGCCACACACCUUUGAUGCACUGGGAAACCUUCACCUGUUAUUUCUGAACAACAACCUGCUGAGGUCCCUGCCUGACAAUGUGUUUGGGGGCACGACUCUGACCAGACUCAACCUGAGGAACAACCAUUUCUCCUACUUGCCUGUGCGAGGGGUCCUUGACCAGCUUUCGGCUCUGAUCCAGAUUGACCUUCAAGAAAACCCUUGGGAUUGCACUUGUGACAUCAUGGGGCUGAGGAACUGGAUUGAACGAGUCACAGAGCAAAACAACCAGCAGUCGGGGCCCCCUGUUGUUAUCAAUGAAGUAAUCUGUGAUUCUCCAGCCAAGCACGCUGGAGGACAUCUCAAGACCCUGAGCAAGGAGGCAGUCUGCCCCGAGAACCCCAACCUCUUAGAUUCUUCUUUCUUGUUGCCAAAUCUGAACACAGAUGUGCCACAGGCCUUCAGCAUCUUUCCCAGCUCCUAUCCAGAAAUGCGCACCGAAGUCCCUCUUUCGGUCUUAAUUUUGGGCCUGCUGGUUGUGUUUAUUUUGUCUGUCUGUUUUGGGGCUGGUCUGUUUGUCUUUGUCCUCAAGCGUCGCAAGAGCAUGCCAAGCGUGCCCAGCAGUGCCAACAACCUCGACGUAAGCUCCUUCCAGUUGCAGUACGGGUGCUACGACAGCGAGGCUCACGAUAAAGCGGAAGGGCAUGUGUAUAAUUACAUCCCACCCCCUGUUGGCCAGAUGUGCCAGAACCCCAUCUACAUGCAGAAAGAAGGAGACCCAGUGGCUUACUACAGGAAUCUCCAUGAGUACAGCUAUAGCAAUCUUGACCCUAAGAAGGAGGACUCUGCUGGCCUAGCAUUUACAAUCACGGCAGCCGAAAUGCUGGAGAAACAAGCCUUUUCAAGGGAACCAGAGCUGUUGUAUCAAAACAUUGUGGAGAGGGUCAAAGAGCUGCCCAGCGGAAGCCUGGUCCAUUAUAACUUUUGUACCCUCCCCAAAAGGCAGUUCACCCCUUCCUUUGAGUCGAGGCGACAAAGCCAGGACAGGAUAAAUAAAACAGUUUUGUACGGGACUCCCCGGAAAUAUUUUUCAGAACAAUCCAAACCGGAGCUUCCUUUAUUGCAAGGGAAACUUCAGACUGAACCAGACUACCUCGAAGUUCUGGAAAAACAAACUGCAAUUAGCCAGCUGUGAAGGGAGUGGAGAGGGCUGGGGGAUUCAUUUACUGGGGGAGAAGUUUUCUUUUUUUAAAACACACACACACACACAGAAAAACCCAAUUCUGAACUUGACAAACCAAUGCGAUUUAUUCAAGUUUACUCGAGUUUCCCCGUUUUGAAUCCUCAGAUCUCCUAUGAUGCCAGGGCUGUAAUGGGUGCUUUUUGCUCUCUUUCCUUUAAGUUAUUUCUUGCAUUGCACAUCCCAUCGCUCAGCCCUUUAGGAAUUGGGGCUGAACAAAUGUUUCUACAAGAGCGUUUGUCUCAUCCCCCCCCCUCGGGGUGGCACAGAGGGGAGUAGGACAGCGGAAGGAUGUUAGGGAAAUGGUUCUCCUCUCAUCCACACUUAUAAGGGAAUAGAUUAUCUCCAGAAAUUCUCUCCUCCCUCUCCUCAGAACCUCUCUCCGGCUCCCUGUUCCUCUUUUUUUCUUUUGUAAAUAUUGUCAGUCAGUACAGCUCUUUCAGUUACCAAGUGCAGCCACUGGGCGUCACUUUCCCUCCCUCCUUUGGCAUUAAAGUGCCUUUGCACUUUAAGUAGCUUAUUACUGAAGUGUUGCGCUUUGCUUUGAGAAAUCUGAAUCUAUUUUAAUGUAUUGUAUUUUUUUUUUUUUUGGAAAUUGAAAAAAAAAAGAAUUGUAAAAUAGGUCUCCGUGUGUCAGCCGCAUUCACUUGGAAGGGGCAGCUGCUACAUUGACGGCAACAAUCAGCCCACCUUUAUGAAGGAGAGUCUAGCUGACUUUUUUUAUAGACUGAAUUGUAAAUUGUAUAAGUUUCACCCUUUCCCCUCCUCUCCUAGUCCCCAUCUUCAUCUUCUUCUACUCCAUCCCCAACCCUAGCCUUUUUUUUUUUACAUGAAAUGUUGCAAAGGACUAAGAAUUUAGCAGUGAAUUGGGGUACUGAGCUGCCUCUGCUGGGAUGUGAUAGUUCAUUAAUAAAAAGGCAUUUAACAUGAAAUCAAAGCAGCCUGAUAAUCCAAUAUCCCACCUUCGCUAUGCUGCAACUCCUAACACCAUCGUAAUGCUCAGUGAUAUUUUUUUUCAGGUUAUUUGCCUAAUUAAGAGAACAUGACUCUCUACCUGUAAUAUAUUUUUUCUGCAUUAAAAUUAGAUAUUUUUAUACGUUUAA